GUCACCAUAGCAACCAUUGAAAAGUUAAUUGGAUUCAGAGAAGAGAAUGAAAGCACAUGCCUCACCACCCUGAAAUCCCAGAGGCUCCAUGUCUUUAACCCUACUAAUACUAGCAAACAUGCAUCUGACAUUGCACUGCUUUAAAACAAUGGGACAAAUUACGACUUUUGGGUGAUAAAUAUACAACGCUUUAAUAACGCAUGGCUCUUGAUCAAAUCUGCUUCGUGCACACAGACAGCCUAUUACUGAAAGACGAUGACUAUAAAUACGCUGCGAAAUGUAUUACAUAGUUAUGACAGAAAAAAAAUAUUGCCUUAAAUAAAUGUAACUGCUUUUUAGUAAAAACAAAAUGCAUACGCCUGCGAAUAUUUUUGCAGAGUAAUGGCACAAAGCCUAAAUAAUUCUGAUGGAGUUCAGUGAUAGCAUAAUUUAUCAUAAUAUAGGCUAUUUUGGAUAUCUUAUCUAGGAGGUAGACCUCUCUGGGACGAGCGAGUCGUCUCAUUGUGUCGGAGAAUCUGAGUGAAAAGUCCAUUGUUGUAGCGAAGUUUUUAAUCUGGGGAUUUUAAGAACAUCACAUGCUCAGCCUGAGAAGUGACCGGACCUCUCCACGACGCACAAAUGCACAUUCCAACGCUCGUUUCUCCUCUCUUUGGUUGUUUUCCUACAUCCAGCUAAAUGGAAAUCUAAAACGAAUAACUGUUGACAAAUCCAAACGCUGCAACCUCUCUGCGGGCACCUGCGGCACCAUUUUGAGGAGCUUUCCGCGAGGGAGACCAUUCAACUUUGUUUUUCGGACGGAGGCGAAUUAUUUCUGCAGUUUCAAGGAUUUAUUUCACCCUAAAAAUGACUUACACGUAUAGCCAACGAUCUUUAAUGGUACUUGCUUUAUUAGGGGUUCUGUCUGCAAUUAUGUCCUUGCUAUCAGCCCUCUUGAUUUUCCAACUUCAAUCACAACAAACGAGUGUCAGGGAAUCUACAUCGUCUGUCGUUCCCGUUGAAGUUUCACUUGUUCUCUUGCCAGUUUCAACAGUUCUUACUGCUUUGUCUUUGACACUAAACCUGAGUUCUGUAGUGGUAUGCCUCCUGCAUAGCUAUUUCACCGCCGAGAUUUGCAGAGGGGAUGAAGACACGGAGAGAGCUGACUGGUUUCUAUUGGACAGUAGAGCUGUGCGGCAUGUGGCCAUAGGUUUAUUCUGUCUCGGUGUGUCUAUCUAUCUAGCAGCCUUGUCCAUCUACAUGCUCUUAGUGUUUGAGAAUGAGACGGGCAUCGCCAGCGUGUGCGUCCUGUGCUCUGGAAUCCUUGUGCUGUUGAUCAUAGUGGCACACUCCCUGGCACGAGCUGCCCGCACCGCCCGGCAGUACCAGAGCGAGCACCCCCACACCAUGUACCAGAACGAGCCUGAGAUCAGCCCCGGUGCCCACCCUCCUGAGCCUGGCCACGAGGACAAAACCAGGGGCCAGCGCAGCCAAGCCGGCCUGCAGCGCCAGCUGUCCUACCCUCCCUGCCCUAACGUGAGACAGAAGCAGCAGCAGUACGCUCCGUCCAGUGGGGUGCCCAGCCAUACCAGCGAGAAGGAGAGCUACAGUGGCAGCGGAGGAGCCCCGCGCAUGCACCGGACCCUGUCGGCUGAGUCCGGCCUGCUCCAGUCCCCGUCCAAGCCCUGGAAUGGCAUCAACAGUGAGAUGAGGACUGUGCUGGCGCGGAAGUCAGGUGCCAUCGGCAAGGACUCCACUCUAGUAUGAUCACCACUGACCCAGGGGCCAGCCUGUAUUCAGACAUCAGUAGUUCCACCUGCCAGUCACACAGCAUUUAUGAAUGGUCAUAAAUGCUGUAUAAUGUAUAUGCUUUGUACCGUCUAUUGACAUAACAAAGAAUGAGGAGGUUAUUAUGGUUUACACAACACUGACAGUGCUUAAUGGAUCAUGUGGAGUCCCCAUGCAACACUUCUCUAACUGUUGAUCAAGCUGA
Molecule: messenger RNA, 1969 nt
Organism: Clupea harengus (Atlantic herring)
Lineage: Eukaryota; Metazoa; Chordata; Actinopteri; Clupeiformes; Clupeidae
Gene: tmem221
Product: transmembrane protein 221
Source: RefSeq, a predicted model, not a curated record